AUGGUUCUUACAGGCCAUUUUGUCGAUUCUAAUUGGCAUUUACAAAAGCGUGUUCUUAGCUUUAUUCACUUACCUCCUCCUCAUCGUGGGCUUGAGAUUGCCGACAAUCUUUAUAAGUGUUUGAAGGAUUGGUGCAUUGAGAAUAAGGUGUUUACUAUUUCGGUUGACAAUGCCUCAAAUAAUGACUCGACUGUUAGGAUCUUAAGUGAAACUUUUUCAAGGGUUAAGAAGUUGCCUUGUGGAGGAAAGAUGUUUCAUGUACGUUGUUGUGCACACAUCUUGAAUCUUAUGGUUAAAGAUGGACUUUCUAGAAUUGGCCAUAUCAUUGAGGAUAUACACGACUCUGUCACAUUUAUCAAUCAAAAUGAGUCAAGACUCAACUUGUUUUCUGAGAUUGUGCAACAAUUACAAUUGCCACAUAGAAAACUUAUUCUUGAAUGCAAGACAAGGUGGAACUCAACAUAUGAAAUGUUGUCCGCUGCAAUCAAAUUUAAAGAGGUAUUUCCAAUGUACAAAGAAAGAGAGCCACGCUACAUUAGUUGUCCCACAAAUGAAGAUUGGAUAAAUGUGGAAAAGGUAUGUGAGAUUUUAGAAGUUUUUUACUCUGCAACUAAUAUUAUCUCUGGUAGUGAGUAUCCAACUUCAAACCUAUUUCUUAAUGAAGUUUAUAGAAUCAAAGUUUUGUUGGACAAGAAGCUUCAAGAUCCUAACGAAUAUUAUUUUGUUCAUGACAUGGUUCGGUGCAUGAAACAAAAUUUUGAUAAGUAUUGGGGAGAGUGCAACUUGAUGAUGUUGAUUGGUGCUAUUUUAGACCCUAGGUGCAAAAUGAGGGUUAUUGAGUUUUGUUUUCCUAGGAUGUAUCCCGAACAGGAAGCUUGUGAAAAUAUAGACAAAGUUAAAAAAGCUUUAUAUGAAUUGUAUGGAGAAUAUGUGGAUGAAUAUUGUUCUAGUGGCGGUGAAGGAAAUUGUGAAACUGUUGUUGGUUUAAGUGGAAACAAUGUGAACAUUCAACCCUCAUCUUCCGGAUGGUCCGAGUUUGCUCAGUUUGUAAGAACAGUUGAAAAUAUACAACCACAAAAAUCAGAUUUAGAUAAUUAUCUUGAAGAGGGUUGUUACAUUUGUGAUGCUGGCCCAACACCGUUUGAUGCUUUACAAUGGUGGCGAUCAAAUUCGUUAAAAUAUCGUAUAUUAUCACGCAUGGCUCGAGAUAUACUUUCUAUUCCCAUCACCACUGUUGCAUCGGAAGCUACUUUUAGUGCGGGUAGUAGAGUUAUUGACACAUAUAGAGCAUCAUUGGCUCCCGAAACGGUUGAAGUCUUACUUUGUGGAGGAGAUUGGUGUCGAAGCCUCCAUGGUUUGAAAAGAAAGAACAAGUCAAAACACAUCCGAGAUUCAUCUACAUUUUCUCCUGCUUCUUCGUUGAUUUCUUCCGUUAUCCUCCUGCUCUUUAAGAUGGGAGACGAGAGCCGAAGCUACACGGUGGAUGAUGCACUUGCAAGCGUAGGAUUUGGGAAGUUCCAAAUGCUUGUGCUUGCGUAUGCAGGGAUGGGUUGGAUUUCAGAAGCCAUGGAAAUGAUGCUUCUUUCGUUUGUGGGACCCGCACUUCAGUCUGCAUGGAAUCUUUCCUCUCAUGAACAAAGCAUGAUUACUAGUGUUGUCUUUGCUGGCAUGUUGGUUGGAGCAUAUUCAUGGGGUGUUGUUGCAGAUAAACAUGGAAGGAGGAAAGGAUUUCUUUACUGCAAUGGUUACUUCUGUGGCUGGUAUGCUUAGUGCUUUAGCUCCUAACUACGCAUGUCUCAUCAUUCUUCGCUGUCUUGUUGGAAUUGGUCUUGGAGGUGGGCCCGUCCUCUCUUCUUGGUUUCUAGAGUUCAUCCCUGCUCCAAGCAGAGGCACUUGGAU
Messenger RNA from Lactuca saligna, 1899 nucleotides. The record is from the annotation of a GenBank genome assembly. Lineage: Eukaryota; Viridiplantae; Streptophyta; Magnoliopsida; Asterales; Asteraceae.